Gilbertella persicaria is the source of this 880-nucleotide messenger RNA. RefSeq lists its product as uncharacterized. The record is from RefSeq and is a predicted model, not a curated record. The transcript has 5 exons. Bases 14 to 880 code for a protein of 288 amino acids. NCBI's taxonomy places the organism in Eukaryota, Fungi, Mucoromycota, Mucoromycetes, Mucorales, Choanephoraceae.
CUUUUUGUUUAUUAUGAGACCUGAUACGCAUAAAGCAAAAGAAUCACGAAAAUAUCAAGCACGUAAAAAAAAUACCGGCGACACUUCUGCUGCCGAAGUAGCCGAAGCGCGUAGACGAGCUGCAAGAGCACGCGAUAAGGGAGCAGGUAUUGCUGCUAUUCGAAGAAGAAACGGCGAGUUUAUCGAGUCAGAAGAAGAUAUUGAAGAACGUAAGCUUCGUCAAGCUAAAUUUUCAAAAAGAAAAAUCAUGUCCAAUGUUAGUCGAUACGAGGAAGAGACAGAGCAAGAGGCUUUGGAGCGAGAUGCAGAGUUAGGUAUUGAUCGUGAAACAACUAAUCUUGUGGACAUGUUGGAAAAUACAGAGGAAGGGACGUCUACUUUCUUCAAAUUUAAAGAUGAAUUAUCCAAUAAUCAAACGAGUACAAAUAUGCUUGAAUUAGAUUUUAACACAUUUGAGGCAGCAUUAGAGUCCUAUGAGACAGUACUCUUACUUGAUCUAGAUAAAGAUCAAGCAUUGAUCUCAAAUGCUUUGAAUGAGCAUCCUAUUGUGCUAGAUAAACCUAUUGUGCCUUCCUUCUCAAAGAAUGCAAAGGGUUAUGUGCUGUUUAAAUCUCAGCCAGCCAAACCUAAUGUGAUAUCAGAAGCUGAUGGUAUUUAUGUACGCAAUGAUCGCCCUACAGUGUCACAACAUAAACCAAAACAUGAAGAACAAAAGCAACAACAACAAAAGCAUGACGAAAACGAUGAAUUAGAUCAACUAUUAGCAUUGGAUCAAAAACCAACUGCAUUACCAAAACCAGGUUCGAUAAAGAAACCUACUAUACCAGUAAAGAAUGUUGUAGAUGAUGAUGAGGCAUGGUUAGAUGAUAUACUGGGUUGA